Suillus discolor is the source of this 856-nucleotide messenger RNA. RefSeq lists its product as uncharacterized. The record is from RefSeq and is a predicted model, not a curated record. NCBI's taxonomy places the organism in Eukaryota, Fungi, Basidiomycota, Agaricomycetes, Boletales, Suillaceae. The transcript has 3 exons. Bases 228 to 506 code for a protein of 92 amino acids.
AUUUUGUCAUUGAUCAGCAAAUGGUGCUACACUUCCACAUCGGCUCCGGGUCAGUACUUAAGUAUCGCCAGGUCCGAAUGGAAGCCAUCAUUCUUUGGGAAUCGGACCCGGACAACCAUAGCGUCAUUUACGAAACAAAAAUUAGCAUAUAAACUGACCUACUCCGCAAUUGCAAUUUUAACGUUCCAUCACCCCCGUCCCCUACACAAUUAUCGUCCAAGAGCAGAAUGCGUAUUUCAGCUCUCCUUACACUCUUUUUCAGCUUCUUCUUCAUUAUUGAGUUGGCGUUUUCUAUUCCUUUAUCAACACCAGCCCUGGCAUACACUCCUGGUACCCGCGAUAUUCUCGGUUCACAGAAUAAGCGCAUUAUGGACCCUGUAACUGGCACCAUCGGAAUGUUCCUCAGGAUGCUAGGCAGGCCGGGCUUGCACGAAAUGCAAUUGGAGAUUGAUGACUACUGUUCCAAAUUCCCGUGUCCCACACCAAGAGGGACAUCCGAAAUUUAAUAUUUAUACCAGCCAGCAAGAGUUGUCUUUGCGGCUUUGCGAGACUUUCAAUUGUAUACCCCUCGGAUUGUUGUACCUCUGGCAGGCCGGGCAUGCUAUGUUUCAGUCCAUUUGUUAUUAUUGUCCUAACAUUUGAAAUUAUUUGCAAGUAUAUAACUUAUCAUGUAUGUAACUCUGUAGAAGCUUGUUUCACUUACCUCGAAUGCAUGGAACUCACUCGUGGUAUAGCACAACAAACUGUUACAGUUUCUUGUGUGGAAAUUCUUUGUUGCACGGCUUAAUACUUAUUUCAUAGUCAAUGGCAGGCCUUACAUUUACCUUGAUGGAAACAAACACUUGAUUGUCUUUUA